AAAAGACUGAGUUUAUUUUAGGCUAUGCCAAGUUUAAAUGCAUGGUAAAGUACAAGAUGGCCGGCAAGGAACAGGUCAAGGAGUGAGGCUGAAGGUGAGGUCAGGAUAAAGACCUGGAGUAGGCAGACCCUGCCAGGGGACAGCUCCCCCAGACAGACUCGGAGAAGCCCACACAGGGAACUGCCCGGGCACAGGGCUGCAGCUCAUCACCAGCCUUGCGGGUUCUUCGCUUCCCUUGGCACCCAGGUCCCAGAGAGGGACCUAGGCAGAGCGAAAGGGAUGGUGAAAAAGGUUUCUUCCGGUCCAGGACCAGGACGUCUCUUGGGACCUCCAACUUCAGUCUCAGGAAGUCUCACAAAAAUUCUUCAAGCUUCACAUCUGUGCACCCGGGGUGUCUGAACAAGAACUGCUGUCACACUGAGACCAACAAGAGGAUCUUUACCAGGAUGACAAUCUGAGGUAACCGCCUGAGGAGCGCCUCUGCAUCACAGACGAGGCCGGAAGCUAAACGCCCACUUCCGCCCCCAACCGGAAGUGUUCAGCGACUGGCGGAGAAUUGACUUCUGGGUCUCUGAGGGGUAAUUCCGGGUCGCCAUGGCGGCCUCCUUGACUGGGAAGAAGAUGGUGUUUGUCACAGGAAACGCCAAGAAGCUGGAGGAGGUCAUUCAGAUUCUAGGAGAUAAGUUUCCAUGCACAUUGGUGGCACAGAAAAUUGACCUGCCGGAGUACCAGGGUGAACCAGAUGAGAUUUCCAUACAGAAGUGUCGGGAGGCUGCGCGCCAGGUGCAGGGGCCCGUCCUGGUGGAGGAUACCUGUCUGUGCUUCAAUGCCCUCGGCGGCCUUCCUGGUCCCUACAUAAAAUGGUUUCUGGAGAAGCUAAAGCCUGAAGGGCUGCACCAGCUCCUGGCCGGCUUCGAGGAUAAGUCAGCUUAUGCUCUCUGCACGUUCGCGCUCAGCACUGGGGACCCCAGCGAGCCUGUGCGCCUAUUCAGGGGCCGUACCUCGGGCCAGAUUGUAGCUCCCCGAGGCUGCCGGGACUUUGGCUGGGACCCCUGCUUUCAGCCUGAUGGAUAUGAGCAGACGUAUGCUGAGAUGCCCAAGGCGGAGAAGAAUGCCAUCUCCCAUCGCUUCCGAGCCCUCCUGGAGCUGCAGCAGUACUUCCACAGCCUGACUCCUGGGGCUGGAGGAGGUGCUUCAGGCCGGGGGUCUGGGGAGAGCUAGCUGGGAACUCCCUCCCGGUCAGGCAUUCAGUGGGGGUGUGGAACCAGCUUUGCUUUGGGCUGGAAGAGCUGAGGCUCAGUUCACAGACAUUCUGGGUAGGCUGACACCAGUCUUGUCCUCAGGAAUUCAGAGAUAACUCCUAUAGCCUCCAGGUCAGGACCGAGUGAUAAAACCAAUCUUGGCAAACAAACAAAAGAAAAAGUCUUGGCAGGAUUGAAGGUUUGGGGAAGAACUGGGUAAAAACAGCCUUGAUGUUUUUAAAAUGCAGCAAAUAAAAAUUCCGGAAGGAACUUGUUUCCAAAAUAAACUGGAUGUAUUUGCUUUGAA
Molecule: messenger RNA, 1548 nt
Organism: Chinchilla lanigera (long-tailed chinchilla)
Lineage: Eukaryota; Metazoa; Chordata; Mammalia; Rodentia; Chinchillidae
Gene: Itpa
Product: inosine triphosphatase (nucleoside triphosphate pyrophosphatase)
Exons: 8
Coding region: 595-1221 (208 amino acids)
Biological process (GO): nucleoside triphosphate catabolic process
Cellular component (GO): cytoplasm
Molecular function (GO): nucleoside triphosphate diphosphatase activity
Source: RefSeq, a predicted model, not a curated record